Messenger RNA from Owenia fusiformis, 605 nucleotides. Lineage: Eukaryota; Metazoa; Annelida; Polychaeta; Sabellida; Oweniidae. The record is from the annotation of a GenBank genome assembly.
UGGAAGGAAGAUUCGUAAUCAUAUUCCUCAAGUCCCAAGUCUCUUGAAACCAAAUUGGCCAUUUUUACAAAAUGUAAGGGAGAGGGAAGUGAAAUACAGGAAUCAAAGCAAAUUGAACUUUGAUUGACAUCACAGGGCUUCAAGCCUAGAAAAGCUAACACAGGGUGACAAUGUCUUUGUUAGUGAUAUGAAACAACAUGGUACUGUAAUUGAGAAGUUACCAUUGCCAAGGUCGUACAGGGUAGAAACACCUUCAGGUAAAUCCUUUAGAAGGAAUAGGUCAUCUUUGGUUAAGUGUACACCACCAUUAUUUCAUAGGUAUGAAGAUCAAGAUGAUCUAAAUGUACAUACAGACUCAAAAGAGUCACAGUCAUCUAUGGUAGUUGAUAAUGCUAGAUCACCAAUUAGUGGUUCUAGCCAGGUUGAGGUUCCGGUUGAAAAUAACCCAAGUGUUGACAGUGAACCUAUAUUGAGAAGGUCUUACAGAUUGAGGAAACCUGUUAAAAGACUUUUUGAUGAGCUAUAGUGACAUUAUUUACACUAUGUAUGAUUUAGAGAGAGUUAGAGACUGUAUUACCAACUCUUAUGAACAUUUAAAUUCUUAC